AUGGCGACGAGAGGACAACCGCUUUCUAUCGAGAGCUUGCUAGAAAAGCAGAAGGCGGAGAAAGAAGCUGCGGCAAAGCCAAAAUUCCUAUCGAAAGAGGAACGUGCCAAACUCGCGAUAGCCAAACGUGCCCAGGAGAUUAAGGAAGAAAAGGAAAGGGAGGAGCAGGCGCGACGGCAGCGCGAAGCACUCGAGCGUGAGGCGGAGGAGCUGCGCAGGCGGGAAAGAGACAGGGAGUAUGGAUCGAGGUAUGGCAGCGGGAACGGUGGGCGAUACGAGGACCGUGAUCGCGACCGCGACCGCGACCGCCACGGCCGGGACAGAGACGACAGGUAUGGCCGGCGUGAUGAUCGACGAGAUAGCAGACGCCCACCUCCACCUCCACCUGCAGCUCAGGAUGAGCGCAAAUAUCAAGGUGUACCUACGGGGCCUCGUGCCGACCGAAGCGGCAAGCCAUCUGACUCCUCUGCACCGUCCUCUUCUACCCACUCCCCGGUCCCUGGUGGCUCGAAUGGCAAUGGCAACGAAGAAUAUACGCCUUCCAUGACGGAAUCCGAAAUUAGCGCUAUACGGUCGCGUUACCUCGGCGUCGACAAGAAGAAGCGGAAGAUUCGCAAGAUGAACGACCGCAAAUUCGUUUUCGACUGGGAUGAGGGCGACGACACCUUGUCGGCUUCUGGUCCGCAACCCCUAGAGCUGCAGAAUCGUGCUGGGGUCAUGUUUGGGAGGGGACACCUUGCCGGUAUGGACGACGGCGGAGGGACGGGCGCCGGGGCGGGCACAAACGGCAAGGUGGAUGCGAGUGCGGAUGCGCUGGAGAGGAGGAGGGCGGCGAAAGGCGCGGCGGACGAGAGGCAUUGGUCAGAGAAGAAGCUGGAGGAGAUGAGAGAGCGUGAUUGGCGUAUCUUCCGGGAGGACUUCAGCAUCGCCGCGAGAGGUGGUCAAAUCCCGCACCCGCUCCGGUCAUGGGAGGAAUCAGAUAUACCAGCUCAAAUACUGGAAAUCGUCGAUUCGAUCGGUUACAAGGAACCGUCACCUAUCCAACGGCAGGCUAUUCCUAUUGGUCUGCAGAACCGCGAUGUUAUUGGCAUUGCUGAGACUGGCUCCGGAAAGACCGCGGCGUUUGUUAUCCCUAUGCUCGCAUUCAUAUCCAAGCUACCUGCAUUCACCGAAGAAAACCGGCAUCUGGGUCCUUAUGCGUUGAUUAUGGCGCCGACGCGCGAGUUGGCGCAACAGAUCGAGUCGGAGGCCCGCAAAUUUGCCACACCACUCGGGUACAAAUGUGUCUCGAUUGUCGGAGGUCGUGCAGUCGAAGAGCAACAGUUCAACCUCCGGGAAGGAGCAGAAAUCAUCAUCGCCACGCCCGGUCGUCUGAAGGACGUUCUUGAACGCCAUGUUCUCGUCCUUUCCCAAUGCCGCUACGUCGUCAUGGACGAAGCCGACCGCAUGGUGAACCUGGGUUUCGAAGCCGACCUCUUAUUCAUCCUCGACAAACUGCCCUCCGAAGCCAUGGCCGGCGAGGAGUCCACGACCGCGAUGGAGGUCGAUGAAGAGGGCGGGACCAACGUUGUUGUGACGAAGGGUAGGACUCGGGUAACGACGUUAUUCAGUGCCACGAUGCCGCCGCCUGUCGAGCGAAUCGCGAAGAAAUACCUCAGGAAGCCCGCGGUGGUGACGAUUGGUGAGGCCGGUAGAGCCGUGGAUACGGUUGAGCAGCGGGUCGAAUUUGUCAGCGGAGACGAAAAGAAGAAGCAGAAGAUGCUGGAGAUUCUCAACAGCAACCAGUAUGCGCCACCGAUCAUCGUAUUCGUCAACCAGAAGAAGACGGCGGACAUGGUGGCGAAAGACCUCCAACGCGCUGGCUGGAGCGCGGCAACCCUACAUUCCGGCAAGAACCAAGAACAGCGAGAGGCGGCGCUGCAAUCACUACGUGACGGUCACGCCGACAUCCUAGUCGCCACGGACUUGGCUGGUCGUGGUAUCGACGUGCCCGAUGUCACGCUCGUCAUCAACUACCAGAUGGCCAACACUAUCGAAGCAUACGUUCAUCGUAUUGGUCGUACUGGACGUGCGGGCAAGCAAGGCACGGCGAUCACGUUCCUGACCAAUGAGGAUGCCGAGGUUAUGUACGAUCUUAAGCAAGAGAUCUCGAAGAGUCCUGUGAGUAAAAUGCCUGUCGAGCUCGCGAGGCACGAGGCGGCGCAACACAAGGUAACGAGGGAGAUGAAGAGGAAACGGGACGCGGAGGACGAGGAUUGAGCCUAAUGCCUUCGGAUACUCGUGACGACGGCUGCGAUGUGAGUCGUAGGCUAUAAUCUUGCUUUCUGUGCAGAAUGAUAUCAUAUGCUGCUCGCGGUUGAGCAUCGC
Punctularia strigosozonata HHB-11173 SS5 is the source of this 2367-nucleotide messenger RNA. Its product is annotated as P-loop containing nucleoside triphosphate hydrolase protein. The coding region runs from base 1 to 2259 and encodes 752 amino acids. NCBI's taxonomy places the organism in Eukaryota, Fungi, Basidiomycota, Agaricomycetes, Corticiales, Punctulariaceae. The record is from RefSeq and is a predicted model, not a curated record. Gene Ontology annotation, molecular function: RNA binding; RNA helicase activity; ATP binding. The transcript has 8 exons. Gene Ontology annotation, biological process: mRNA splicing, via spliceosome. Gene Ontology annotation, cellular component: catalytic step 2 spliceosome.